CAGCAGAGCUUUAUAUACCUCCCCACACGCAGCUCUGAGUAGAACGUCUUCUCUGACCACCACGAAAAGAUGUCUCCAAGCCUUCACUUGUUUCUGCUUUGUCACUUGUCCUUGUUCACGUCGGUGACACCGGGAAAAGUGUGUGGUCGGCCCCCUUUACCUGACACCAUAGACCAAACUGGCAUCCAACGAGUCUAUGAGCCUGGGGCGGAGGUGUUCCUUGCCUGCAAGCGUGGUUACGUCCCCUCUGCAGGGUCCCGCAAAAUUAUCUGCACUUCCAAUGGAAAAUGGACGAAUCCCACCCUCAAGUGUGAACCUAAACAGUGCGAUGUCCCUGGGCCCCUGAUGAAUGGAAAAAUCCACUUUACUGACAUAUCGUUCCAGAGUGUCAUCAACUUCACCUGCAAUGAAGGGUAUGUCCUCCGUGGUGUUAAUAAUAGUGAAUGCCUACAAAACGGCACCUGGAGCAAUGCUCUGCCCUUUUGUGAAGUGGUAACCUGUGGUUUACCUGAAAUACCAAAAUAUGGCAAAAUCAUUCAUCACAAGAAGUCGAAAGACAACACAACGGCGUUUGGCGACAGUGUGACGUACGAAUGCUUGCCUCCACAAGCUUUGUUCGGCAAUGAGAUAGGGUUCUGCACAGCUAAUGGGAACUGGACCAAGGCUCCAGAAUGCCGGUUUGUCACGUGCCCAGUUCCCCCUGGCAUAGAAAACGGAUUCAUAUCCUUCGCAGUGAAAAGGGAACAUAGCUACAAGGAGAAAGUGAAAUAUGGGUGCAAAGUAGACUACAUUCUGGACGGACCGGUGGAAAUUGAGUGUCAGAAAACUGGACAGUGGUCCACAAUGCCAGUGUGCAGAGCCCCGUGCAGGGUUGACAUCGAAAGAGGGCGAAUAUUCUACAAUGGACAGAAGAUAUGGAUUGAGAAUCUGAAACCCAACAAAAUCCUGCAUUCAGAGGUGGUGGCUGUGUACUGUAAAAACAAGGAGAAGGCCUGUGGAUAUCCUGUAACUAGCCAGUGUAUUAAUGGGAUACUGAGGAUUCCACAAUGCUAUGAAGAACCGAGUGGAGUUCAAUAUAACCUGAAUUCCAAAAGCCUUCCAUCUGAAAUAAAGAUGUGCUGAAAAUUAAGAUAUGAAAGCUGAAGUGAAGAUAACAUAAAGAGGAGGGAAACCCUGCAUAAAAUUAAUAAAAUUCAAUUUCUUCUACACAGAUGGCUAUCCAGAUGCCUCCUUAAGGGGAAAAUGGGGCAGAUUCAUUCAAUAACUGUGAUAGUUUUGUUUACUUUGAAAACCAAGUUACAUAGUAAAAGAUAUGGUUAAUAACGUCUA
Molecule: messenger RNA, 1329 nt
Organism: Scleropages formosus (Asian bonytongue)
Lineage: Eukaryota; Metazoa; Chordata; Actinopteri; Osteoglossiformes; Osteoglossidae
Product: beta-2-glycoprotein 1-like
Exons: 8
Coding region: 70-1122 (350 amino acids)
Source: RefSeq, a predicted model, not a curated record